Molecule: messenger RNA, 477 nt
Organism: Pocillopora meandrina
Lineage: Eukaryota; Metazoa; Cnidaria; Anthozoa; Scleractinia; Pocilloporidae
Source: the annotation of a GenBank genome assembly
AUGGCUGUUUCUUCGCACGACGAAAAUUUUGAAAGCUUGUUGUCGACUUACUUGGAAAAUGAAGGGAAAAUAUUAGACGAAAUUACCGCCACAGAAAUACAGAAACUUUAUCACAACCUUCGACCUGAAAAUUCAAUAAGCCUGCGUCAAGUACAAGCGGCGAUACAGGCAGUCUGUUUCUGCGACCUGUGUUUUAAGGAAGAAGUUUUGGACGUACUCAACGAAAUUGACCGCCGCAGUUUUCUAAUACGCGAUGUGGAGUGGGAAUUUGAAAUGCUGGACCGCGAAAAGUGCGGGACAAUUACUGAAGAACAAGCUUGUUUUCUGUUUAAAGCUUUGCAAGGAAAAUCAGCAGCAAAAAAGUGCAAAGAGUUUUUGUCAGGCCGAGCGAUGCCCGGCUCGCGUGUUGCUCUACAAGAAAUUGAAGUACUUCUUUGUGAUUCUCCCGAGACAGAGCUAACUGAUGAAGAAAAUUAA